UGCGUCACUUCCUGAACAAGGCUAGCGAAGCCAGUUUAGGGCAGUCAAAGCCAUACUUCUCGGUAUCGCGUGCGCUGUCAACAUCCAGCAUACACAUACACUUUACCGGAUAAUACAACUCGGUGCGCGCGCGCGUGGUAGUUUCUCCUAGAUCAACAACGCGCUUCAUCAUGGCUUUAAGGUGAUCUUCAGUCCAGGUGGUGCUGGCGUGUAGACCUGCCUUAGCAGUCUCGUCUCGUCUCGUCUGGUCUCAUCUCGUGUCAUGUCCUGUCCUUGCUGAACUCUAGCUGUUCAGAGUUACGCAGUUAGUGCUGGACAAAAUGACCAAACCGUCUUCUCGUGUACGAUAUGGGAUGGACGGCAGUGCUGGCUGGGGCUUUUGACGACGCGUCAGUCUCUGAGGUCUGCCUUUUUCAGGGUCCGCAUCGUGAGAGAGCGAGAGCGUGAGAGCAAGCUCUUCCACAGGAACAGGCUGCCUUGGGCCCUGGUGCCACAGGUUUUAAGGUAAGUAUCCGUACUCUUUGGACGUGAGCUGGAGCAGGAGCCCAGGAUGGAGAAGGAGGACCUGAUGAUUAUUAAUAAGGGGCUGGAGGAUGAAAUGGUAAGCUCGUCUGCCCGCACCUUCAAAUCCAUUCGAUCAUACAACGCGUUCUAGUUGUAAAGACGAACUAAUUGUAAGGUAUUCACUGGGCAGAUUAGCGAGACUGUAGCCGGCACGAGUAGCCGUAACUGAAGCGUUAGUGCUGCAGCUGUAUUCUUGCUCCAUGACCUAGUGUCCUGGCUCCCUACGUGCAGCUGUUUAGGAAAGUUAGCGCAUCAUGCAGAGGGUUACAUAACGUGUUCACGUGACCGUGGAGGGGGAAGCAGCUUUUCUCUUAUGAUCUUACUUACCUUACCUCACUCCUACCAUAACUGUAAUAUAUAUGUGCCGUUACCAUGGACGAGAGCUUGACUCGUAACGGCAGUCGUUGGGGCAGUUAAUAUCAUUUGUAAUCCGUGACUAUAUAACCGAUUCACACUCUAAAGUCCGUUUUGCAUGGUGGCGGUGCAGCGUCAUUGCAGCGAAUACUCUGGUGUUGGUUAAAAUGUACAUUUCUUGAGAUUUCUAACCGGAAAAAAAAAAUCUUGCCGACGUAACAAACGUUGUGAACGUAUACAGUGGUUACUGCAGGUCUUUGCACCUCAUAUUUACUAAAAUCGUUACCAGAAGAGUGUAUUUGGAAUGGGCACUUUGGUGUGAAGGUCAGGUGUCCACAUACUUUUGGUCACAGAGCAUGGCCAUGUUGUGUUUUCUGCUCUUUGCUCAGUACGGGGAAAUAUGUGUCACAGUUAUUGUCCAUGAUAGACUUCAUAGCGCUACAAGUUCUGGAGCACCCCCUUUUAAGGUCCUGAAUGAAACUUUUUAUCUAUUCGGUGGCAAACACCGGUGUAAGAGCUGUGUCUAUGUCACAGGAGAUGAGAGGGUACAAGCUGUGCCGCUGGAAGCUGGCCUUGGUGGCAAUGGGUGUGCUGUGUACCGGAGGCUUUCUCCUGCUGCUGCUCUACUGGUUGCCCGAGUGGUGUGUCAAGGGCACGUGCACCCGCACAACCAUCCGCGACGCCCAGGUGGUACUGCUCCAGAGCACUGAUGAGUUUAAGCGCUGGUUCCUGGCUAAGGUGCGUGUGAUGCUGGCCCCGGGAAAGGACCCUUAUAGCAGCCUGGAUUCGGAGAGCACCACCCACAUGGCCAACGGCCACACCCCCCACCCCUCUGACGCCUCAGCCAAAGGCUUCAUCAGAAAAUAUGCAGAGUACCAGCCUGUACAGAUCCGUUAUUUUACACUCCAUAGCGCAAAGUACUACUGGAACGAGGCUGUCCAAAAUUAUGAAGUGUUAACGGGUCUCGAGGACUUGGAGCCUAGGUGUUCCAGCAUCCACUCGGAGCAUAGUGACGGCCUCAACCGAAACCAACAGGAGUACAGGAGACUAUUUUUUGGAGUGAAUGAAAUCUCUGUCAAAGUGCCUUCCCUUUUCAAGCUGCUUAUCAAGGAGGUCCUCAACCCCUUUUACAUCUUCCAGCUCUUCAGCAUUAUCCUGUGGUGUUCUGACGAAUACUACUACUACGCUAUGGCUAUAAUGUUAAUGUCAAUCAUAUCGAUAGCUACCUCUCUGUACACCAUCAGAAAGCAAUAUAUCACGUUACACGACAUGGUGGCUACCCACAGUACUGUUCGUGUAUCAGUCUGCAGAACCAAUAACGAGAUUGAAGAAGCUUUGUCUACAGACCUUGUCCCAGGUGAUGUCAUGGUCAUCCCGAGCAACGGAACCAUCAUGCCCUGUGACGCAGUGCUGAUUAGUGGAACCUGCAUCGUCAACGAGAGCAUGCUUACAGGUGAAAGUGUGCCCGUCACGAAGACUAACCUGCCCAACCCUCAACAUGGAGACAGGGGGUCUGACGGGGACAAAGUGUACGAUAUGGAAGAGCAUAAGAAGCACACGCUGUUCUGCGGCACACACAUCAUCCAGACCCGGUUCUAUUCAGGAGAACUGGUUAAAGCUGUGGUGGUCAGGACGGGCUUCAGUACAGCCAAGGGACAGCUGAUUCGAAGCAUCUUGUACCCUAAACCCACAGACUUUAAGCUUUACAGAGAUGCCUAUAUGUUCCUGCUUUGUCUUGUUGGAGUGGCUGGUGUUGGCUUUAUCUACUCAAUCGUGUUGAGCAUAAUGAAUGAGGUUCCUGCUAAAACCAUCAUUAUCGAGUCGCUGGACAUCAUCACCAUCACAGUGCCACCCGCACUGCCUGCGGCGAUGACGGCGGGUAUCGUGUACGCACAGCGACGUCUCAAGAAACUUGGCAUCUUCUGUAUCAGUCCGCAGAGGAUCAACAUCUGUGGCCAACUCAACCUUAUCUGCUUUGACAAGACAGGCACGCUCACUGAAGAUGGCUUGGAUAUGUGGGGCGUGCAGAGAGUAGAGAACAGCAGGUUCCAUCACUCAGAGGAGAACGCCUAUAAAGAGAGUCUGGUGAAGUCUCACUUUGUGGCCUGCAUGGCCACGUGCCACUCUCUCACCAAGAUCGAGGGCCAACUCUCUGGAGACCCUCUGGACCUGAAGAUGUUUGAGGCCACUGGCUGGAUCCUGGAGGAGGCCACCGAAGAGGAGACUUCUCUUCAUGAACGCAUCAUGCCCACUGUGGUGCGCCCACCCAAGCAGCUCCUUCCUGAACCUGUGAUGUCACCGGAGCAGGACAUGGAGCUGUACGAGCUGUCGGCUUCUUACGAGAUCGGAAUCGUGCGGCAGUUCCCCUUCUCCUCAGCGUUGCAGAGGAUGAGCGUGGUGGCUCGGCUGCUCGGAGAAAAGCGAAUGGACGCCUACCUCAAGGGGGCGCCUGAGGUUGUGACAAGUCUAUGCAAGAAAGAGACCGUGCCACAGGACUUUGCAGAGGUGCUGGAGAACUACACUAAACAGGGUUUCCGCGUCAUCGCACUGGCACACAGGCGCCUGGAGUCCAAACUGACCUGGCAUAAAGUACAGAACAUUAACAGGAAUCACAUAGAGACGAACAUGGAGUUCUUGGGUCUGAUCGUUAUGCAGAACAAGCUGAAGCCCGAGACUCCCGGCGUGCUGGAGGUCCUCAGACAGGCAAACAUCCGCACGGUCAUGGUUACAGGUGACAAUAUACUGACCGCUAUCUCAGUGGCACGGGACUGUGGCAUGAUCCUGCCCGAGGACCGAGUCAUUAUUGCUGAUGCCCUGUCCCCUAGAGAUGGCCAGGUGGCCAGGAUCAACUGGCGCUAUGCAGACAACCCCAACAAGCACUCCAGCAAGCCUGAGGAGGUGGAGAUUGGUGUGGAGGACGGGCCUGAAGAACUAAGGUCUGUGGAGAAGUACCACUUUGCCAUGAGUGGCAAAUCAUUUGCCGUCAUUACUGAGCACUUCCAGGACCUGCUCCAGAAGCUGGUGCUACAUGGAACAGUUUUUGCAAGAAUGUCUCCAGACCAGAAAACCCAGCUAGUGGAGGCUCUACAGAGCGUCGAUUACUAUGUUGGAAUGUGUGGAGAUGGAGCCAAUGACUGUGGGGCCCUGAAAAGAGCUCAUGGAGGUAUCUCUCUCUCUGAACUGGAGGCCUCAGUGGCUUCCCCUUUCACUUCCAGAACUCCCAACAUCUCCUGUGUGCCCAGCUUAAUCAGAGAAGGCAGAGCAGCUCUCAUUACGUCUUUCUGCGUGUUCAAGUUCAUGGCCCUGUACAGCAUCAUCCAGUACCUCAGCGUCACCCUGCUCUACUAUAUCCUCAGCAACUUGGGGGACUUCCAGUUCCUGUUCAUUGACAUGGCCAUCAUCCUUGUUGUUGUGUUUACCAUGAGUCUGAAUCCGGCAUGGAACGUGCUGGUUUCUCAGCGUCCCCCCUCAGGUCUGAUCUCAGGCCCUCUGCUCUUCUCCGUACUCACUCAAAUCCUCAUCUGCCUUGGCUUCCAGACCUUCACCUUCCUGCUCGUGCGUAACCAGGACUGGUACGAGAUAUGGAGCCCCGAGUCAGAUGCCUGCAAUACGUCCUCCUACAGCAAUCUCUCGCAGAACUCCUCAGAGAUUGAUGACCACAACAUCCAAAACUACGAGAACACUUCCCUGUUCUACGUCUCCUCCUUUCAGUACCUCAUCGUUGCCAUCGUUUUUUCCAAAGGCAAACCAUUCCGUCAGCCCAGUUAUAAAAACUGGCCUUUUAUGGUGUCUGUGGUCAGCCUGUACAUAUUCCUGUUAGUCAUCAUGCUCUUCCCCAUCUCUGAUAUCGAUGAUGCUUUACAGAUUGUGUGUGUUCCUUUCAACUGGCGUAUCACUGUGUUGAUUAUAGUGCUGGUUAACGCUGCCGUGUCAGUCUUUGUCGAGACCUUCGUCCUUGACGUCGUCUUAUGGAAGCUUGUGUUCAGCCGAGACAAGCAGGGCAGCUAUGGUGUCCCCCCUGCAGCCCCGCCACCACAGGAAGGAGGUGACUUGUGUACAUCAAGGUUCUUCUCGUGGCUGUGUUGCCAGCGUAGGAAGGUGCCCAAAGCACGCUACAUGCAUCUGGCCCAGGAACUCAGCGUGGAUCCGGACUGGCCCCCCAAACCCAAAACCACCACAGAGGCCAAACCUCCGCCUCAGUCAGAAAAUGGCUCCUACCAAAUCAUGGCUGCUUCCUAGCACCCCUCCACCACCACCCCAAAGCUUUCCCCUCCCACUUUUUUGGAUGCUCUCAUAUCAUGGAUCAUCACAGGAUCACCAUUAGAGAGAAAAAUGCAUUUUGUCACCAUGACGACAUUUUAUUUUUUUUAUUUUGUAAGAACUAUGAAACAGACAGAGUUCUCUCUACAGAGGCACCGUAAGCAAGGUUGUUUAUUAUUCUUCAUAUUUUUGCCACUGCUUCAUCUUUGUACACCACAGGCUGGGAACUGUGGAUGCUCCACACAAGGAGAUGGGACAUAUGAUCGCACCUGGACCACACUGUCUACAAUAGUUAUUUUUAUCGUCUGUUAGCUUAGCCCCAAGUAUCCGAUUGAAUGGGCUGCAUGCUAAAGUCUUGGGGGACAUCAGCAAUCUGCAUGUGGAGCCAACCAAACUGUAACAGCUUCAGCAGACAGUAUUUGCCACCAGUCAUUUUUGUAAACAACAACAACAACAAAAAAAAAUCCCAACUUGUAUAACGCGCUUUUUGUAUUUCUUCCCAUGGAAGAAUAGAGUCAUGAUUAAGCAGUCGUGGGCCAAAGGAAUGGUGUGUAAUUUUUGGGUGAUUGAGCGACACCGAUUAUGGAAGACCACUCUUAUUAGCAGAAAUCGCAAUCCUCACAGUGAUUUUCUAUUCAGACGUCUCUGAACAGAAGAGCAGCCAGCCAGCCGGUACACACUGAUGACUGAUUAUUCCUGUGUAGUGUUCAGGGGGCCUUCACGAUGAAAUGCCCUUGAUGGUUUUUACAUUUCCAUGAAGCAAAAAUGUCAAGGCUAUUAAAAACCACGCCCAUUAAUUGAACCUUCAAUGAUGUGAUACGAGCUUGUCCGACCUACCCUUAAAGAAGCAGAGCAGUUUAUUUAAACAAACAACCAAAACAAAAGAGCCAGUCAUUUGUUGUCCAACAGUAUGGAUGGAAAGAGUUGAAAAUGAUUGAAGUCCAAUCCAAUAGAGGACUUAAUUGUAUUCCAGUCAGAAUUACAACUACCGCUAUGCUACAUUUCAUCAUAUGCAAACUAUUAUUGUUUUUUCUCCUCCGAAAAUAUUUCAAUAUAAUUUUUCAGACAUAUCAAAUAUGAAUUUUGCAUCUUGUUUGUUUGUUUGUUUUUUUUGCAUGUCUUGUCCUGCGAGCGCAGAUUCAGUAUAAAAAUCGAACUUUUAAUGCGUCCCUUGUUCUUCAAAAUGAAAUGCUGCUUUUAAGAUUCAGUCCUUAAUGGCUUAGUGAUAUAACUUAAUGUUGAUGAUGAUGAUGUGUUUGGGAUGUGUUUCUGCUGAGAGAUGGCAUUCUCUGCAUUUUGUUUUUCUUCUUUCAUUUCUCUCUUUCCCCCUCUCAGUAUACACACCAGCACCCAGAGUAUGACAUUUUUACAUUUCACAUUCACAUGUCCAGCAUUUGGCAGACUCCCUUAUCCAGAGCGACUUACAUUUAUCUCAGUUAUACAUCUGAGCAGUUGAGGGUUAAGGGCCUUGCUCAAGGGCCCAAGAGUGCCAGCUUGGCAGUGAUGGGGUUUGACCUCUUGACCUUCUGAUCUUAACCACUGAGCUCCCACUGAUCCACAUGACGCAUACCAGCAGUUUCUAUUUUAUAAAUGUAAAAAGUACGACGCUGAACUGAUUAGAGGCGAUCGUAUUGUAUUAGGAUCUUGAGAUUAGAUUGGACACUAAUGCAGGUCAGAAAGCACAGUAUAAACUACAGUCAGCCAUUUUCAUUCCUCUGAGGUUUUAAUAUUGAACACUGUCUGUAGGCUUCGUGGUUAGGGGUUAAUGUACAUUUAUUUAUGCUUGCUCAAACUCCACUUUUCCCAAUCAGCUUUUUUUUGUAUUUUUCCUCGAUUGUGGAUUUUUUUUUUUCUUUCAGCGAAAGGGCUAUAGCUUUACAAAUUUUGUUCAUUCCUAUUUUUGGUACCUUUUUAAAAAAAUUUUUUUUUUUUUUUAAUCAACGAUCAUGCGUGACUGUCUGUAUGUGAUUUUGUAAAGUCUGCACUUCUUGUUACACAAUUGUCCGUCUUGUCAUUUCCUUGGUGCAAACGUGCUCAUGAUCAUUUCUGCAAGGAAGGAUUGAUAUUUAUUGUAUUGUAGUUUGUUGAGGUAGCAAGGAUGAAUGAUCAGCGUUAAGCAAUGUGCAAGAUCUUGUUCUUACAUUAUUUAAUGUCCAUGUGACCCUUAAAAAAAAAAGAUGCAUAUGUAAUUCUUUAAAAAAGAAAAAUCCAACUUGCAUCAUCCCACACUGGAUUUGGCCGACAGGACAGGACGAUCGCUUGUGUGUAGUACUUUGGGUAUAUGGGGAAAUGUUAAAUUAUUUUUUGUUUUUUUGUUUUUAAAAUUGUUUGUCAUUUCUAUUUAAAUCAGUUUGUGUAUAAUGCUGUUUUUGUGUGUGUGCGCGCGUGUCUUUUCUUUUUCCGAGAAAGGAAAACGAGAGCUAGCAGACAUGAUGACACGGAGAUGUCGUAUUUAUAAGUCCUGCAUCUUAUUACUCAACUCACACCUGAAGUAUUUCAUAACCGCUCAAAAGUUAAUCUAGUAUGUCCUUCCUUUAAACACCGUUUCAGUCAGUUGUGUGCCGACGUGCGUUUUCUGAAAGAAAAAAAAUCAAUAAAAGGUACAUAAAAUUACCCAAGGAUGAAUCUUGGUCAGUGAAGAGGGUUUGUUCUAGCCAGGUUAUUGAGUAAUAUGCAUAUGUAAAUGGAGGACAUGUUUUGUCUUUGUUUAUUUGUUUUUUAAAUGCACAUGGAACGUUUAUAAUGCUUUAUCGCAGAUCCUAAACACUGCCCAUCGUCAACAUGCGUUUUUUUUUUUGUUUUGUUUUUUAAAUAGCUUAGAAUGAUUUUGCAAAAUCAGUACAAAUCUGCACAUGUACAUGAUGUAUGCUUUACUCUAAACACCAUCACUUUUUUUUUAUUUUUAUUUUUUAUAUAUAUGUGGAUGUGCUUACAGGAAAAUUAUUGUUAUUAUUAUCGGUGGUUUAAUUUCCUCAGGGAAAUAUGUUUGAAUAUCUUCUGAAUAAAAGAUUGACACUGAAUGAGUGCAAA
Molecule: messenger RNA, 8208 nt
Organism: Ictalurus punctatus (channel catfish)
Lineage: Eukaryota; Metazoa; Chordata; Actinopteri; Siluriformes; Ictaluridae
Gene: atp13a3
Product: ATPase 13A3
Exons: 34
Coding region: 1393-5157 (1254 amino acids)
Biological process (GO): intracellular calcium ion homeostasis; polyamine transmembrane transport
Cellular component (GO): late endosome membrane
Molecular function (GO): ATPase-coupled monoatomic cation transmembrane transporter activity; ATP hydrolysis activity; ATP binding
Source: RefSeq, a predicted model, not a curated record